AUGUCUUCGUCUGCGGAGUGGGCUAUUCCGCCUGAAAAUGUUAAAAAAUAUGAAAAUCUAUUCGAAACUAUGGUACGUAUUGGCGACAAAGUAUCUGGAGAAGUUAUGAGCAAGUUCCUUCGAGAUACGAAACUCCCUGUCGAAACACUUAGAGCUAUCUGGGAUCUUUCUGAUCUUGAUCAGGACGGUUAUCUUGAUAGAUAUGAGUUUAUUCUGACAAUGCACCUUGUUUGCGUGUGCCUAGAAGGUCGACCUUUACCGGUUGUACUUCCGUUAAAUCUCGUGCCUCCAAACAAACGGGGUGGAGUUUUGGAACCCCUUGCUAUCAUGCCUCCUCCUUUAUCUAUCGAAAUUUCUUCUUCGAAUUUUCGUUCAUCUUCUGGUCUUGUACCUGGUGGAUUUUCUCCCGCAUCUUCAAUUCUGAGUGCCUCUGCAGGCCCACCACCUCCAAUGCCUGAGUGGUCAAUACCCAAAGCCGAGCAGACCCAGUACUCAGCUGUUUUUUUGCGAAUGGACCAAGAUGAGGAUGGUCUAAUCACAGGUAGUGAUGUUCACGAUUUCUUUCUCCACUCGAAUCUCCCCCAAAACGUCCUUGCUCGAAUCUGGGAUCUUGUGGAUCUUCAACACACUGGCACUCUGAAUCAGGAGCAGUUUAUCGUUGCAGUGCAUUUGGCCAAUGAACAGAUCGCCUCAAAAUGCACUCGAGAGUUACCGGUUGCCUUACCAGCGGCACUCAUUCCUCCUAGUCUCAGACCUGUCGCGCUAGAACCCAAGGAUUACGAGGAGUCCAAUAAACUUCUGGUGGAAAUCGAGAAAAUUCGAAAAGAGCGUCAAUCUCUAGAAGGCUCCGCAUCCUCCUCGCUGGGUAUCGACGUUCAUGGUGAAGAGAUUGCGCGCAUGUCCGCGGCACUUGAAACCCUCGGUGCAACCGUUCGAAGCUUGACUACACAACAAGCGGCCGCCGAGCGCUAUGUCGCCGAUUUGCGCAAUGAACGUCGUGCUGCACUCCGCAAUCAACUCUCUGAAGCCACCGAUACGGUUAAAGCUAAAAAGGCUACUGUUGAUGCCUUGAGGGGUCAACUCACUUCGCAACAGAUCUCAAUUCGUUCUCAAGAGGAAGAGGUUAUUCAACUUCGGAAUGCCAUUACGGACCGCAAACGCGAGGAGACUUCGUUGCUUCAGCAGGUUGCUGAGCGCAGAAACCGUGCUGAGGCGGUGGAAACGGAAAACAGGGCUAUUUCCGCUCGAAAUGAAUCUGUAAGCUUGGUUACUUAA
Molecule: messenger RNA, 1275 nt
Organism: Rodentolepis nana
Lineage: Eukaryota; Metazoa; Platyhelminthes; Cestoda; Cyclophyllidea; Hymenolepididae
Source: the annotation of a GenBank genome assembly